AUGGAGGUUUUGUUAGAAUGCGAUGCCCAAGUUGAGAAACCAAGCCGGUGCGACUUGGUCUGGGUUGACGCGCAAAUCUGGGCUCUCGUCUUUGAUAUUUGGGCAGAGCGACAAGCAAUCGCGGGCUAGGGGGGAGCUGGGGCUCUUGCGAGACUAUACCUACUUGGAUAAUACGGGGUUGUAUUGGUCAAUUACCGGCGUUCUGCCACAUGGCAACUUGAGCCGGGGCCCCGACCUCGGCCCCGGUGGAGGGCGGGCCAUCGUACGAUGCAGUAGCCAUGCAUCGCAAUAUGACUCGCUGAAAUCUCUGGAUGUUGAAAAUAUCGAGCGGUUAGUGCUUCGAAACGAAGGUCGGCCUUUUAUUUAACAAGCAGGCAAGUUUCUGUGGCCUAUCGAGGGCCUCUAUGCUCGUUUGAUACACUUUUUGUUUCAGAGAGUCAAGCCGGCCACCCGAUAUCUCGACGCCGUCCACACUUAUAUCAUGGCUCUCAACUACAAACAGACCAAGCUGGUGAAGGACACCGUCCCGGCCCUCCGGGAGCACGGGGAGCGGAUCGCGUCGAUAUUCUACAAGAACAUGCUGCGGGCCCACCCCGAGCUCAACAACUACUUUAACGGCGUCAACCUAAAGAACGGACGGCAGCCUCGGGCCUUGACGGCUGUGAUACUGGGGUUCGCGGCCAACAUCAACAACCUCGCGGAGCAAAUCCCAAAGUUUGAGCGCAUGUGCAACAAGCACUGUUCUCUGAGCAUCAGGCCCGAACACUAUGAGAUCGUCGGCGAGUACCUCAUCCGGGCAUAUGCCGAAGUGCUGGGCCCCGCCAUGACCCCCGAAGUCCAGGUCGCGUGGGAGAGGGCGUAUUCAAUGCUGGCCAAGAUGCUCAUAGGGCGCGAGGCCCAGCUCUACAAGCAGUUCGGGAGCUGGUCGUCGUGGCGCAAGUUCAGGGUCGACAAGGUCGUGCCCGAGUCGGCCGACAUCUACUCGUUCUACCUCGUGCCGCAGGACGGCAAGCCGCUGCCGAGCUUCCUUCCGGGCCAGUACGUGUCGGUGCAGGUGCCCAUGCCCGACGGCUACCUGCAGGCGCGCCAGUACUCGCUCAGCGAGGCCUGGAGGCCCGACUACUACCGCAUCAGCGUCAAGCGCGACGAGGGCCCCGCCUACGCCAACGCCGUGUCCAAGUCGUACCUGCACCCGGGCGCCGUGUCCAACCUGCUGAUCGACAGCGUGGCCGGCGCCGCCGUCGACGUCUCCCACCCCGCCGGCGAGUUCUUCCUCGACACCAAGGAGACCGGCAUGCGCCCGCUGGUCCUCAUCUCGGCCGGCGUCGGCGUCGCGCCCAUGGUGAGCAUCGCCAACGCCGUCACACGGUCGCAGCCGGGCCGCCCCAUCUCGUGGAUCCACGGGUCGCGCAGCGAGCAGGUCCCCUUCCGCGACCACGUCGCCCAGCUCCGCGCGCAGCACCCCGCCAGCUUCCGCACCGCCGUCUUCAAGUCGCGCGUUGUCGAGGGUAUCGACGUCCCCGGCGUCACGUACGACUUUGCGUCGCGCGUUGACCUGGCCCGCCUGAGCCCCGACGAGGACCGCUUGUUCCUCAAGCACGGCGGCACCGAGUACUUCGUCUGCGGCCCCGAGGCGUUCAUGCACGACGUGUCGCUCUAUCUCCGGGCGCAGGGCGUGGCGGCCGCACACAUCAAGAUCGAGACGUUUUCUACGGGCGAUGCGGCGCUCGAGCAGAAGUGAAACGACGAUAAUAAAGGGGGGAGUGUUGGCGAGCGUGUGCUUUCUCUCUCUCGCUCUCUCUCUUUCUCUCUCUCUCUCUCUUUCUAUCUAUCUCUCUUUCUAUCUAUCUCUCUCUCUCUCUCUCUCUCUCUCUCUCUCGGGGCAGGCCUCGAGCGGGACGGGAAAUGAAAUGCACAGCGAGAAACGGGACUAUCUUUCGGGCGGACGGCCAUGUUUAAAGACAAGAUUUUUGUGUAGUAUCUAUUGUUUUAAUAUCUAAUAGAGUAGAGUAGACUUGGACAAUUCUAUAGAAAUCCGGAGCUCCCCUUUCCCCCCUUUUUUUUCUUUUCAGUUUCGGUUUCGGCGCCUUGCGAAAUAGAGGGGGUGGACAAGUGAAAAGUCAAUGUAUAUGUUUUUUUUUGUUUUA
Messenger RNA from Lasiosphaeria miniovina, 2147 nucleotides. RefSeq names its product globin-like protein. Lineage: Eukaryota; Fungi; Ascomycota; Sordariomycetes; Sordariales; Lasiosphaeriaceae. Gene Ontology annotation, molecular function: heme binding; oxygen binding; FAD binding. The record is from RefSeq and is a predicted model, not a curated record. Gene Ontology annotation, biological process: nitric oxide catabolic process; cellular response to nitrosative stress. Gene Ontology annotation, cellular component: intracellular anatomical structure. The transcript has a single exon. Bases 482 to 1741 code for a protein of 419 amino acids.